Molecule: messenger RNA, 553 nt
Organism: Owenia fusiformis
Lineage: Eukaryota; Metazoa; Annelida; Polychaeta; Sabellida; Oweniidae
Source: the annotation of a GenBank genome assembly
CCGGGAUUUGAAGGGGACGGCGUUACAUGUACGGAAGCCGUAGUGGAUCCAUGCGCAGAUCCUGCGCUGAACAACUGUGACGCUAAUGCAGAAUGUACCCCUGGUUCAGACGACCGUGUUAACUGUACUUGCAAAUCAGGAUUUCUAGGAAACGGGACAUCAUGUUAUCCAGAUCCAUGUAAUUCUCCCUUUAACAUCUGUAAUUAUAAUGCAAACUGUACCCCUGUGAGUGAAACUGAGGUUAACUGUGUUUGCAAAUCUGGAUUUCUAGGAAACGGGACAUCAUGUGUGCCAAAUCCAUGUACUGAUCCUGUGCUGAACAACUGUGACGAUAAUGCAAAAUGUACCCCUGGUUUAGACGAAGCUGUUAAUUGUACUUGCAAAACUGGAUAUGAAGGGAACGGGACAUCAUGUACGGAAGCCGUAGUGGAUCCAUGCACAGAUCCUGCGCUGAACAACUGUGAUAUUAAUGCAGAAUGUGCGAACACAAACGGAGGUGUUAGUUGCACGUGUUUACCUGGUUACCAAGGAAACGGUACAGAUUGCAAGAUGG